Molecule: messenger RNA, 1776 nt
Organism: Coccinella septempunctata (seven-spotted ladybird)
Lineage: Eukaryota; Metazoa; Arthropoda; Insecta; Coleoptera; Coccinellidae
Exons: 1
Coding region: 1-1776 (591 amino acids)
Source: RefSeq, a predicted model, not a curated record
AUGUCAUCUGUUUACAAUCAUCUAUAUUUGGAGGCAAGGAACUUCUUGAAAACUAACCCAGAAUUAUUAGUGUGUAGAUCUGACAAGGGCAAUGUCACAGUACUCAUCACUAGUGCCCAGUACCAUGAAAAGGUUAUGGAACUUUUGAAUGACAAUAAUGUAUAUGAAGUAUUGCCUCGCGACCCAACCUCUAAUAUAAUACGAAGGAAUAAUGACAUCUCUAAACGCCUUAAAGAACUAGGAUACAUUACUCCUAGGGAAUGUAAAAAUAUCAAUACAUACAAGGCUCUUCCGCCAAAUUUUUACAUCUUAAUUAAGGUUCAUAAAGAGGGACUUCCGGGUAGACCUAUAGUUUCCUCAAUCAAUUCUCCAACCACAAAACUAAGCGCGUUUAUAACUGAGGUACUUAAGGUGUCGUUCUCUGAUUAUUUUACUUAUUCGGUUAAAGACUCAGAAUCAUUUUGUCAGCUUGUAAAAAACGUGCAACUUCCAGCCGGUUUUGUACUUAUCUCACUUGACGCAGUGUCAUUGUUCACCAAUAUAUCUCUCCAAUUGGUUAUCCAACUUUUGGAUGAUAACUGGCAUAUGAUAGCACCGAAUUGCAAUAUUCCGAAGGAUGAAUUCCUCGCUGUCAUCACCUUCCUCUUCAGUUCCAAUUACUUUGUAUAUGAUGGAAAGUUCUAUAAACAGAAAGAUGGCUGCCCUAUGGGUAGUAACCCCAGUGCUAUCCUCGCUAUUAUAGUGAUGACUGAAAUUAUUAGGAGAGCCUGUAUUGUUCUUGGAUUCACCCUUCCAUUCAUCUGCCAUUACGUAGAUGAUAUUAUCACGGCUGUUCCUGAGACUGAGAUAGACAGCGUCCGACAACAAUUCAAUCUGGUUUUUGAGGAUGUUGUUUCCUUCACAGUAGAGAGAGAGACCAACAAUGCAGUUCCUUUUCUGGACACCUUAGUCAUUAGAACCCCUGAUAACACAUUAAUCACAGACUGGUACACAAAACCUGCCAGUUCUGGGAAAUUUAUCAACUUCCAAUCGUAUCACUCCUUCAAGGUGAAGACGAACUUCAUUUUGGGCAUGAAAAAACGAAUCUAUGCGGUAGCACAUGAGAGUAGAAGAGAUGCGUCGUUGCAGAGAUUCAAGAAGAUGCUAUAUGAUAAUGGGUACCCCAGGUCUUUGAUUAAUAGACUUUUCAACAAUGUUCCUGUUACACCAGGCUAUGAUGGAUCUUUUGGAAAUGAUUCUGUACCACCGAAUGAACCAACAAACCGUAAGACAAUUUACGUUUCCUUUCCCUAUUUGGAAGGACUCUCAAAUAAAAUUUCAUCUGUGCUUUCCCAAGUUGGUGAGGUCUCAGUAAAACUGGCUUAUUCAAGCCUUAAAACCAAUAUAGGUUUGUUUAGGGCACCCAAAUAUAAGAUUCCUGAAAAGAAUGCUUUUGAGGUAGUCUACCAGGUUGAGUGUGGUGAUUGCGGUGGACUUUAUAUUGGUCAGACUGAACAACAUCUCUGUAGGAGGAUUUCACAACAUAAAAGUGACGCUAGAUUACACCCAGAAAAAUGCGCACUAGCCAGACAUAUUAAUGAUACGGGACAUCGUGUUAAAUUUGAUGACAUUAAAAUUUUGGAUUCUCACAAAAACCUCAGUAUAAGAAAAUUUCUAGAGAUGUGCUAUAUUGUUGGUGCAGAUAGGAAGGCAAUUAAUGAACAGAGUGAUAUUAAGAACUUGAGUAGCAUUUAUUGCAACAUUCUUGAGAUUGAUCGGAGGAGAUGCGUUGUUUGA